UCUUUUACAAAUACAUUAGGAGAUGCUACACUGGCCAGUCAGUGAAAAUUUUUAAUAAGCAUUAAUGUGAGUGUGUUGAGCUGCAUUGUGAGCUGGUAAGUGCAUCCAGCUGGUAGUGUUAGCGGUGAUAUAAGUGACGGUUUCUUUCCUCGAUACACUCCUCCAUAUGUGAGUCACCGAAAGCCAGAGGAAGCAGGAAGAGACGAGAAUAACAUCCAAAAUGACAGUCGCUUUAUUUUUGUCCCCAAAGAUUCAGGGAUCUUAUGUGGGAGCUAAAAACAAUCAAGCCAUUUAAGAGGUGGAUAUAUAUUUAACAUGCACAGAUUUCGGAUCAUCCUUGAGCAAUUAAGGUAGCAUCACUUUGAGUUAUCUAGAGCAGGAUUCACUUGGUUUUACAUUACAUUUUUACAAUUUUACAAAUGGUGACCCGAGUGGCAAAGUAAAUAGGGAUAUCUUUAGAAAUUAGACAUUGAAAUGUAUUGUUAUUACUAUGCAUAGUUAUUAUAAUAACUGAGGCUGAAUAAGAAAAAUUGCUUUACAUUUUAUUACCGUAUUUAAAUUUAGCAUUUUUGUGUGUGACCUUAUCGGUUCAGCAGUUUUGACAUUAUAAUGUCAUAUAAUGCAGUGCAGACUUAUUCUUAGCUGGGUUUGCAUUACAUUUUAAAAUUGGUGACCAAACAAAGUACCAACACUGUUGUACAAAUGUAAGCAAAAAACGUCAGACAUUUAAAAUCUAUUAAUGUUACCAUGAAUUAUGCAAAAUGUUAAUCAUGACCAAGGCUGCAUAAGAAAAUUGUCAAUUCUGGCUUGUAGAUGUCUCUCCAGUAUCGAUUUUAGAAACAUUAUUUGUCUUUUAAAUGUUAACAUUGCAGCACUCUGCCUGGAAAAUAUUGCAGAGUUUGAUUGAACGCGCAGCAAAUAACAUAAAAAAUAUGGGAAAUAUUAUAUGGGUAGUUACAUUUUAUUAUUUUAAUUUAUCAUAGCUGUACGUGACCUUAUCAGAACAGGUCUGCAGCCCAUUUUUUUUUAGGUUGGCAGCAGUUAUGAACCAUUGCUUUACGCGUUAUCUCUAUAGUAACCUAGUUACUUAAUGGUUAGCCUUAUGAAAAUGUCUAGCAGAUUAAUACUCUAAUAAUCCUAUUCACCAUUUUAUCAGCAAUGUUGUAUAAAUGAAACAGAGGGGAUGUGCAAAUCCAAGGCUCAUCCUAAGUUUUUCUUCAGCACGACUCCUGCUUAAAAUAGCUUGGCUUGCGCUUUGAGAACAGGCCUGUGUAUCAAUCAACAGAAGCGCGCACAUGCACAAUUCAACACCCAGUCUGCAAAAAUAGAUCAUCACACUGAGUUCUGGCACGUUGUACAAAAACAUGCCAUGGCAGUGGAGAAGAGCAUGCAUUUGUAGUCGUUUCAUCAGGAUCUAUAGGCGUCCUUAAGCGGUUUUAUGGUAUGGUGAGAUCAUGGGUGCAUCUAAAACAAGAGAUGCAGUCAGUAAAGUUUUUUGCAUGGUUGCACGGUUAGACAGAAGUGUUUUUGGUUGGUCAUACCAUGGCCACCUGUUAUUCCACUGGAGAAAUUCCAUUAGCAUGUUUUGGGUCACAGUGGACACCAUGUGCAUCCAGAGGAAUGUAACACCGCCCACUUCAGUAGACACUUCCUCUUUCCAUUUAUAUAAAAGACCCUGGUGACCAACAGCAGCAUCCAAACAGAUUACAAACCUUGAGAUUUGAACCUCACCAACAAAGAAAACACAAUAAGAGCCAUGAGUACAGCUGCCAUCCAGCAAAACCGGCCUUUUAGCAGAGCCGUCAGAAAGAUCAGGGUGGCUUCGACGGUGAACAGCCUCGCCAAAAGCUGGCAAAGCUGGGCAAACAAACACACCGACAAGCAAGACAUGAUCCCGAGCGGAUGGAUGCCCGACACCAUCCUUGAGGACACAAAAGAAAAGCUUAAGGAGAAGAAUGAGAUGAAACUCUUGGUUACUCCUCGUGUGGUUUCGGUGAAUGGUGAAGAUGGUGCGGACGACCAGAUCAAGACGGUGACUGUGACUAAAGCCAUCACACCAAAAUGUAACGAAUACGGAAAAGACCUAGUGAACAUCAUCAAGGAGAAGAUCAACACCAAUCAGCUAACAUCAGAGGAUACCAAAAACUUUCUUGGCAAUGAAUCUCCCACCAGGAGACGCUAUUGUGGAGGGAAAGCUGGAACUUUGGCGAAGGUGCUGGGAUCCGGAAGUAGCAGUUCAGAUGCUGAGGACAGUGGUCUUGGGGAGGAAGCAUCUCUGAGCGACAACAGCGAUCAGAAUGAGAGUAAACCAAAGAAACAUGCCAACAGACAAAAGAUUAAAAUAACCACGACGAAUGACUUGAGGAGCAAGUGGCAGCGGUUCGCUGAAGACCACAUUGAAGGCCAGAAGCUCAACCCUUUCAGUGAAGAGUUUGACUAUGAACAUGCCAUGGCUAUUCGACUCCAAAAGGGCGACGCGGGAUACGGACAGCCCAAAGAGGGAUCCAAAACAGCCCAACGCGCCGAUCGGGCUCAAAAACAUAUCCACCGUGAGAUGGAGGAGAUGUGUUUUAUCAUACGCAGCAUGGGCCAGCGGGAUAAAGAGGGACAUAUCUAUGUCACCUUCGGCCGCCUGUUUGACCGCUACGUUAAGAUCUCUGAUAAAGUUGUGGGAAUUUUGUUGCGCUGUCGCAAACACAAGAUGGUGGACUUUGAGGGCGAGAUGCUCUGGAAGGGCCAGGAUGAUGACAUUAUAAUCACAUUACUAGAAUAAUGUGCCAGAAAGUUGCUAAUGCUGCAUUCAAGUCCUCUUGGGAAGACUGAAUUUACGAGUUGACAAGUUUUAUGUAAGUUUUAUAGUAAUUAUGAUCUCAGGUGCGAUCAAGUCACUUUAGUCGGAACAAGAUGGCGAUUUAACUUUUCUACAUAAAAUUCAUUGAUUUUUUUUUUUUACUCUACAUCUACAAAAUGAUGAAUAAAGAAAGUGCAUCGUGUUUUUGCUUUUUUCUGUUUUUAUUCAAUUUAUGAAGGUGAUGGAAUAAUUAUAUAUUCUAUGGUAAUUAUACAAUAACAUAAUAUUUUGUAUAAUGUAGCUUAUGUAGUUUAAUUGUACAUGACAAAAAAAAAACAUUUUAUUAAUUUCAAAUUUACUGUCAAUACAGACGCUACAUAUCUAAAGUCUUUGGCUGCAUCCAUUGCAUCCGAUGUGUUUUUCUCACUUUGACACGCUCCAAAUUCAGAGUUUCCCACUCGUAAUAACGACUCGUAAAUACGAUUUAUACCGACAUGACUUGAAUGCACCAUAAGUUGCAGUGUUAAAAAGUAACUAACUUAUUUCUUGAACUUAAUUUUUCACAGUAUCUCAGCUGUUUUCAAAAUACUGUUGUUUUUGCACUAAAAACAUACUUUUCCCAACAA
Cyprinus carpio (common carp) is the source of this 3417-nucleotide messenger RNA. Its product is annotated as actin-binding Rho-activating protein-like. Gene Ontology annotation, biological process: positive regulation of transcription by RNA polymerase II; positive regulation of Rho protein signal transduction. Lineage: Eukaryota; Metazoa; Chordata; Actinopteri; Cypriniformes; Cyprinidae. Gene Ontology annotation, molecular function: actin binding. The record is from RefSeq and is a predicted model, not a curated record. Gene Ontology annotation, cellular component: sarcomere.